GAGAGACCCCACAGAGAGCACUAAUCUUCUCAACCCUAACUCCGAUUUUUCUUUCACACCUCCCAAUCUCUCUUUCUUUCUCUCUGAUGAAAAGCGUCGGAAAAUGGGGAAAUACAUAAGAAAGAGCAAAAUCGAUGGAGGUGGAGGUGAAUCCUCUAUAGCUUUAAUGGAUGUUGUUUCACCUUCUUCUUCUUCUUCUUCACUUGGUGUUUUAACUCGAGCUAAAUCUCUAGCUCUCCAACAACAACAACAACAACAACGCCGUCUUCUUCAAAAGCCCUCUUCUUCGUCGUUACCACCGACUUCUCCUUCUCCUAAUCCACCGUCGAAACAGAAGAAUAAGAAGAAGCAGCAGAUGAACGAUUGUGGUUCGUAUAUUCAGCUACGGAGUCGUCGUCUUCAGAAGAAACCUCCAAUUGUUGUGAUUCGUUCUACUAAACGGAGGAAAGAGACAUGCGGGAGAAACCCUAACCCUAGUUCUAAUUUGGAUUCGAUUCGUGGCUCGAUUUGUGCUGAUGGGUCUAGGUCUGAUUCGGUUUCUGAGACUCUUGUCUUUGGUAAAGAUAAGGAAUUGGUUUGUGAAAUCAACAAAGAUCCUUCCUUUGGGCAAAAUUUCUUCGAGCUUGAAGAAGAUGAACCCACUCAAAGGACCACAAGGGAAUCCACACCAUGCAGUUUGAUAAGAAGGCCUGAAAUCAUCACAACCCCGGGAUCGUCUACAAAGCUUAACAUUUGUGUAAGUGAAAGCAACCAGAGAGAAGAGAGUUUGUCUCGCAGCCAUCGUCGCCUACCAACUACACCUGAAAUGGACGAGUUUUUCUCGGGUGCUGAAGAAGAACAACAGAAACAUUUCAUUGAGAAGUACAACUUUGAUCCUGUGAACGAACAACCACUACCAGGACGGUUUGAAUGGACGAAGGUAGAUGAUUAGAAACAACAAAAAAAUGGGGGGUUAAUAGUUAAUACAGAAUAUAUUAACAUUUUCCUGCUAAUUAUCGGUUUGAUCUUAUUACCAUCAUCCGUUUUCUUAACUUUUUCAACAUGUAAAGAGCUUAGGAGAAAAACCCAUGUAGUGUUUUUAAAUUGGUGUCUGUAUUAUAAGUGGCUGAAAAGGGUUUGUGUAACAGAACUUGAUACCAAUCCUUUUUAAGCCUAAACAGAUCACCUUAGUAGUAGUACUAAAGCCAUAAGAGGAGGUUUUUAGAAGUAACCCAAAGUCUGUUUAGGGUUUAGCGUUUAGGGUUUAGAGUUCUUUCGGUUUAAUGGUCAGUGUUUUCUAUUAUAAAAUCCGGUACAGGGGGGACUCUGCAUUCUCUUAUAACUCUUUGUCCUGUAACCAUUUUAAAAUCUAUCCUUUUAUGUGUAUACAUGUACUGAUCUCAAACUCUUUGCAAUAAAGACUUAUCCUUCUCUCUU
This is a messenger RNA of Arabidopsis lyrata subsp. lyrata, 1416 nucleotides long. Its product is annotated as cyclin-dependent kinase inhibitor 4. NCBI's taxonomy places the organism in Eukaryota, Viridiplantae, Streptophyta, Magnoliopsida, Brassicales, Brassicaceae. Gene Ontology annotation, cellular component: nucleus. The transcript is spliced from 3 exons. Gene Ontology annotation, biological process: negative regulation of cyclin-dependent protein serine/threonine kinase activity. Gene Ontology annotation, molecular function: cyclin-dependent protein serine/threonine kinase inhibitor activity. Bases 104 to 931 code for a protein of 275 amino acids. The record is from RefSeq and is a predicted model, not a curated record.